AUGCUUUUUUUUGUUUACAGUGUGGAUGAGCCUGUAUUUGAAAUGGACUCGGAAGAUAACUACUCGGACAAUUCGUCCAUCCAUUCUGAUGGAUCCUCCAGUUUUGAUGCAAGCGCAGCUUUACUAUUUAUGAACGAGUCGGUUAGUUUAAAUGAACGCCGGCAGGCGAUUCUUGACCUUUCGAUCUCUAAAAUUCAGACGAUGAACGCGUCGAACGUUGGAAUAUCGUUGCGCAAGCCACUUCUUAUCUACAAUAUGAUGAAAUCUCUGCAGCGAGAUCUUGAUGCAUGUGACGUUUUUGUGUGCGACAGUCUGAGAGAGAGAGAAAAUGUGAUAAUCGAUAAUAAUGUGGAAAUGCUGGAAACGAGUGAAUUUGGAGAAGGAAACUGGAAACAACCGAUCUCAGAUUUCAACUGUAAUAUGAGCAGCGACAAUAAUCCAUGUAAUCAGCAUCUGGAUUAUGAUUGGCCAUGGGGUACCCUGGUUAAUACAAGUAAGGAUCCGAUGCAGGGUUCGGAAAAACGUGAUAAUGAUAACUUAUUUACCUUAACGAACAACAACGACUUGUUCAGUGCGGAAAGCAUCUGGAACAAUUCGGAUUCGACAGAUUCAUCUGCAUUCGUCGACGAUUAUUUGGGAAUGUUGUGUGCUUGGGAAGAUGAGAAUUACAACCCGCUCACAAACUGCAAUCUCACGCGAGCGGAAAUAAUGAAUAUGUUUCACUUGCCUUCAUGUCAUCUGAACAAUCAGUUAGUCUCUCAGGCCUAA
This is a messenger RNA of Cercopithifilaria johnstoni, 768 nucleotides long. Lineage: Eukaryota; Metazoa; Nematoda; Chromadorea; Rhabditida; Onchocercidae. The record is from the annotation of a GenBank genome assembly.